Molecule: messenger RNA, 3519 nt
Organism: Gadus chalcogrammus (walleye pollock)
Lineage: Eukaryota; Metazoa; Chordata; Actinopteri; Gadiformes; Gadidae
Gene: bcas1
Product: brain enriched myelin associated protein 1
Exons: 16
Coding region: 210-1739 (509 amino acids)
Biological process (GO): myelination
Source: RefSeq, a predicted model, not a curated record
ACACAUAUACUUGACUAUAUAAAUACACAAACACACACAUACUAUGCUCAGCAGGUCACUUGGAAAGGCCAUCCCUUAUAGAGAAGGACGAUUAUCUUUUUCCAUCGAGGAAAAGGUCUACAGCCCAUUUGUCUUCAGACGAGGACAUAACUUACUAAACCUACAAGGGACACACAAGACCUUUUCCAAACGUCUCAGCUCGAGCAAACAUGGGCAACGAAAAUUCAAAAAAGAAAGGCCCAAUAAAGGAUGGGAAAAAUGGGGAAAAGCAUUUGAAUGGAAAAGUUAACAGCCUCAAAGUGAAAAACAAGUCAGAUCAGAAUGGAGCUACCAUUGAGAAGGCUGAAAAGCCAAAUGGUGAGCUGACCACAAACACCGAAAAUAAAGAAUCGAUAGUUGAAACAGACGGCUUCAAUGUUGAAGCACCAGUUAACGGCAGUAAGGACAUCCCAGGGAUUUCCACAGAAGCUCAGGUAAUUUCCCCAAAAAAUGUCCCAACCAUUCAGAAACAGCAGACGGAUGAGGCCAAGGGGGUUCUCAAGGAUGAUGAAGAAGCGCCUUCUUCUCAACAGCCCGAGCAAGACGGCACAGCGAAGGAUCAAGACUCAGAGACGCUUGAGGAGCCAAAAAGUGUGACUUUAGAUCUUAAACUAGCAGCAGGACAAACUGAUAACGACGAUCAAAAGAGUCAACCAGAGGAGAAAAAAGAGGAGAGCGACCAGAAUCCAGUUAUGAACUUCUUCAAAACACUAGUGACUCCUACUAAAUCGCAAAAAAAGGAAACAGCUACCCCUGAUGUUACAAAAGAUCAGCCCCCGGAGGAGACUCCGCCAACAGUAGCCUCUACAACUGUCGCACAAGUACCUGAGCCUCCGGCUGCAGCCAAAGGAAUGUCUAUCCCACCUCCCCCUCCUCCAGAACCGCCUAAAAUGGAAAUUAAAGGGGGGCUAGCCGCCCAGCAACAGAAACCCACACCAAAGGAAGGGGCGAAGGCCUCUGCAAAGCAGCCAGAUGCCGCAAAGGGCAAAUCGGCUAAGGAGACACUGAGCAGCUUUUUCCGUUCAAAGGAAAUCAAGGAAGUGCUGCAACAAGUUGAUCAAGUGCAGAACACUGUCCCGGACGAGCCUGAACCUGUUUUAGAAGUCAAGGAAACAGUGGAGUGCUUGCCACAACCAGUUGUCGAGGUGCAGACAGUAGAGGAGGUGGUCCCAGAGCCUGUUGUUGUAGAAGUAGAGAAGGCUGACGCCUCCAAGACCACCACGCUGGAGGCGGAUGUGAAGCCACAGGCGGCAGCCCCCCUGCCGGACGACAAGAAACCUGCAGCAAAGUCCCCCUUCUUUUCCUUCUUCAAGCCCAAGGUACUGGUAAACCAAAUGGCAGCUAAAGUCCAAUCCGCCUCCACGAGCGGAGUUCGGCUCCUCAGGAGAACUGCCGGAGGGGCUGCAGAGCCCAAGAAGGAGACUGCUGCACCCCCUGCAGCCAUGGAGGCAGCCCAAAAUACCAAGGCCAAGGAGGAGCCUAAAGCUGCCACCAAAACGGCAGAGGCCUCUGUAGAAAACAAGGCCCCCUCAGAAGCUGCUCAGGGUGGAGACGAAUCCGCCAAAGCCCCCAAAAAGUUAGAGAAGAGGAACUCCAUUAACUUGUUCUUCAAGACCCUGAGCCAGAAACGCAACUCUUUAGAUGCUGGGGUCCAGACAGAGUCAGCGGCUGCCGCUCCUGCCUCAGAGAAGACCAAAUGAAAUGAGAGACGACACUGAUGACAUCACUGAUUGGGCUCUGUGUUUUCACUCUUCUGAAACCAUUUGAAAACCGAUUCCGUUAACAGCAAUUAUUCUGUAUCUCACAAAUACACUAUGGAAACGAAAGUGAUUGAAAGAAUACAAGCAAGUGAAUUUGUUGUAUGAAAUAGUAAAAGUAAAAGCAGAUUGUUGACUGUCUGGAGAUUUGAUGUUGUUGAAGGAUCACGUGUUCAUUAAGGACACACUCACAGAACUGAGUCUAUUGAAAUCUGUAUUCUUUGUUAAAUCAGUGUAUACGACUGAAGUAUGAGUAUCGGAAUUUCUCACCUGGCUGCUGUAAAAUGCGACUUAUCUGAAUUGAUUGUGGUAGCUUAACCAUUUAACAAAUCUAAUGAUCUUAAUCGUAUACAACAAUUAACUUUCCGCUAUUCAGUUAUUCCUUUGCAUCAAUAAGCAUUUUUAAACCCUUUAUAUAUUUUUUCUUUGUAUAUUUUCUUGCUUUCGAGGUGAAUGUCCUUACUGCAGAUAUAUCCUGCUAAAAUGACUUAAGAUAAGCCGAAUGACAGCUGUCAGGUCCGCACUCUGAUGUUACAGAGCACUUCGAUAUUAGGUAAUACUUGUUUAUAUAAGUGUUUGUAUGUUAACAGCAAUGCAGUUCCCUAAUGGCAUGACAUUACAAUCUUUACUGUUCUUUUUGGAAUUGAUGGAAGGUAGAUCGGUUUUUAAAAGUUUAUAAGACAAAAAACAGGUACAUUUGCAUUGCUGCAGCUUGAUUUGAUUGCACCUCUUUUAUUCAUAUAACUUAAAAGUUAUCAGGGUCUGCGAACACGUGUGAUAAUAACAUGAAAUCUGUCUUUAUGAGAGGCUUAUUUCCUUAACUUGCACUAUAUCUUCAAGAUAAUAAAUAUGUUUAUAUGAUGUGCCCUGUCAAGUUUUUAAAGUAUUCAAGACUGCAAUGAAGAUGAUGGGAAUUUCACUGACAGUACAGAAAACCACUGACAGUACAGAACAACAUUUGAAUUAUUCAAACAUUCAUAACAUAUCCCACUCACACAUACACAUACAGCAUUCAGAUGUUUACAUCUUGAGAGCGUCAGGAGGCCCUCGAUAAAGGACCUGCCUCCGUCUGGGCCCCACCCAUGCAGAGAAUGCUCUCAUACUAUUUUGAAAUGCCUGGGAAAAACCGCCCGAAAAAUGUAAUGUAUUAAAAUAGUUCUGUGAACAUAUUUUUGAAUAAGGAAAAACCCAGUGAAUUACAACUGUGCCAAAGCAAUAUGAUGACCAUAAAUAUCUCAUAAAAAAACCUCUCCUAUUUCCUGUUCAGUUGGUCAUAAUGAGUCACGGGUCACACCAUUUCAAAGAAAUGCAGAACCCACGUUGUCAUACAAUCCUUAGAUUUGUAGGAGGACAGAGUUGUUAAUUAUAGGAACCAAAAAAGAUAGCAGGUGGUUAUGUGUGGAACGUGGAAGAACUGUCGAGUGCCACUGCACAGAACAACAGAAAUGUCAUACCUCUGUGGGACUUCAAUAGUUCAAUGUUGUAUGCUAUUUAUGUGAUGGGUAACAUGUUUGCUUGAAAAAUAGAAUGUGUUGAUGCGGUGGUUUAUUUUCUUCUAGUGGCACUGGUGAGCCAUCGAACCAAAGUCAUAACUGAUGUACCAGCAUUGUUAUCAAUCUGAACCAUUCUUAUACAUUAAGCUCAAAUUGAAAUGAUAUAUACAACAAUGUAAUAGUAUAUUUUAUACAUAUGAAUGAAUGCUAAUGACUAAAAGUUAAAUUAA